Messenger RNA from Leucoraja erinaceus (little skate), 1364 nucleotides. Its product is annotated as cytosolic 5'-nucleotidase 3-like. NCBI's taxonomy places the organism in Eukaryota, Metazoa, Chordata, Chondrichthyes, Rajiformes, Rajidae. The record is from RefSeq and is a predicted model, not a curated record. The coding region runs from base 190 to 1083 and encodes 297 amino acids. Gene Ontology annotation, molecular function: 5'-nucleotidase activity; magnesium ion binding. The transcript has 9 exons. Gene Ontology annotation, cellular component: cytoplasm.
AGACCGAGAGGGGAGCUGGGGAGGGAGAGGGAACGGGAGGGGACAGUAGGGGUGAGGAGGGGGCGAGGGAGGGGGGUCAGCAGAGGAUUGAGGGCAGAACGUCUCCGCUCCUCCCCCUCUUGCUCUGCGUCGCGCAGUCGGUUUGGAGCGGGGACGGGAGCGGUCGGUGGUGGUGGCGGCGGCGGCAGGAUGAUACCGGAGCUGGAGAAAAGCACAGUGCGCAUUCGACAUCCAGAGCGCGUCCAACAAAUCAUCUCCUCCCUCCGUGAUGGGGGAGCCUCGAAACUGCAGAUCGUGACGGAUUUCGAUAUGACCUUAACCCGGUUUGCCCACAAUGGAAAAAGGAUCCCGACGUGUCACACUAUUAUUGAUAACAACAAGCUGAUCAGUGAUGAAUGCAGCAAGAAGCUGAAGGACCUGGUCAACAUCUACUACCCCAUUGAGAUCGAUGCGAGUCGCAGCAUCGAGGAGAAGCUUCCGCUGAUGAUCGAGUGGUGGACGCAAACACACGGCCUGCUGGUGCAGCAGAGGAUUCGGAAAGAUAAGCUGGCGGAAAUCGUGCAGGAGUCCGGCGUGGUGCUGAGGGAGGGCUACCAGACUUUCUUCGAUGAGCUUCUCAAGAGCAACAUUCCCGUCUUCAUAUUCUCGGCUGGUGUUGGUGACAUUUUGGAGGAAAUAAUUCGACAGGUCAACGUCUACUACCAGAAUGUGACGGUGGUCUCCAACUUCAUGGACUUUGAUGAGAAGGGGUGUCUGAGAGGCUUUAAAGGCGAACUGAUCCACAUCUACAACAAGGGCGAAGGGGUUCUGCGCAACACGGACUACUUCCAGCAGCUGAGUGACUACACCAACGUCAUUCUGCUCGGAGACUCGCUGGGCGACCUGGAUAUGGCGUGUGGGGUCCAGAACAUGGAGAACAUCCUGAAAAUAGGAUUCCUCAAUCACACGGUGGAUCAGUUCCUGGACAAAUACCUGGCCUACUUUGACAUCGUGCUGGUGGAGGACGAGACAUUGGAGGUGGCGAACGGAAUCCUGCGGCACAUCCUGCAGCGCGGCCCGGCCGCUCCUGGCGGGGACAGUUAGAGGCGACUCCAGCCCCGACCCCCCCACCCCGAGCUGGGGCAGUGGAGAGGUGAACAAGGGGGGCUACAUUUUCAAAGACUGCGCUGCAUGAGAAAGCUGCUCCUCUCUCAGUCAGCAGACCUUGUACAACGCGAGGACUAACGUCGCAUUAUAAACACGAGUGAGUGGUGAAUGCGGAGCGUGUGUCCACGCCAUCCAGCGUCCUGUGUGUGUGUGUGUGUGUGUGAAUGGAUUGUGUAUUUGUAAGAAAUCGUUGUGGUAAAAUUAAAACAUACAACACC